GCAAAUUAAAGAUAUUGAUGUUGAAAAUGUAGUGCAGUAGGUGGUGUGAUUACAGUAAAACAAGAGAGUGGUGACGACAAGAUUGCUGUGGAAAGUAUGGAUUUACAUGAUGAUGCGAAUAAACUUUGCACUUCUCAUAUUAUAAUCGAGGAUGAUUGCCAAAAUAAUUAUACCCCAGAGCUCAAAGUGGCUGGUAUAGAAGGUUUGUUGGCUGCUAAAUUAGAUAAUGGUGAAGACAUGAUUGCUGUGGAAAGUAUGGAUUUACACGAAGAUGCGAAUGAACUUUGCACUUACUAUAUUUUAAAUGAGAAGGAUCACCCAAAUAGAACGCCAGAACUUGAUGUAAUAGCUAUUGAAAAAGCAGUGUUAAUGGAAAUGCAUAAACACAAAGAAGGUGUUAUACGCUAUUUUGGAAUGAAUAAUGAAGCCGGUAGAAUUAUUUCAAAAAAUGGAAAAUGUUAUAAAUUUUAUAAGAAAGAUAUUGUUGGUUCUUAUAAAUAUUAUAAAUCUCCCCAAAAAGCCAAGUUUGUUGUCGAUGAUUCACAAGCAAAUUGGGCGAAAGAUGUAGAAAUAGUUGGAGACAUUUAUUAA
Messenger RNA from Daktulosphaira vitifoliae (grape phylloxera), 591 nucleotides. RefSeq lists its product as uncharacterized. Lineage: Eukaryota; Metazoa; Arthropoda; Insecta; Hemiptera; Phylloxeridae. The coding region runs from base 97 to 591 and encodes 164 amino acids. The transcript is spliced from 2 exons. The record is from RefSeq and is a predicted model, not a curated record.